UAAGCAAAAAUGUAAAACAAAUGUUAUGAUUACUUGCUUUUCUUUGUAGAACAUGAUGAGAAACUGUCAGUCAAACAAAACAAACAUUUGAAGAUGUAACCUUAAACUGUGGGGAAAUUUAAUCGAUAGGCCUAAUUGUCUACAAAAAUAGAUGAAUAGAGACAAUAAUCAACAUGUGACAUGUGACGAGGGGUCCCAGGAAGACUUAUUUUAUUUUAAGGGGUCACAGGCCAAAAAUGUUGGGAACCCCUGCACUCAAAACAACAUAUGCAGUGUUUGGGUGAAUAAUUUGGAUAUCUGAUGCCAGCAGUAGCGUCGAUCUCGCGCUGCUCGGGUGGGGUAGUUAGCUGGAUCUCGUUCAGGCGGUGUACCGACCAGACAACUGCAGUGUGCUGGUUUUAUGUUAUACUCGUUCCGGGGCGCCGCUGUCAGACUGUGCCUCAGUACGCUUUCUGUGGGUGAGACACACUGAGCGAUGCGCCGACCAGACAGCACCAUCUCCCACAUCUACCGAAAGGAGGUGAAUUGAUCAGCACAUGAAAUUCUCCAGGUCAUCGCCUGGAGCAAACAGUAGAGCUGCUCUGCCUACCUACAGAUAUCAGAACAAACCGAUAACAAUGCAUGGCCUGUAAACCGCCAAUCAUGGCUCAUAGGAAGAGGCCAGGGACCAGUGGAGGAAACAAUAUGGCUGCUCCAGUCCCCGCCUCCUGUCCCGCCCCUCAUCCUACGGAGUCAUGUGAUCUGAAAGCCCUCCGCCCUCGACAACGCCCAGUCCGCUACCCCAAACAGUCACAUGAUCCAAAGCUCCUUCCCCGUUCCUGUAAGGCACAAUAUUCUUCCCCCAAGUGUCAAGAUGUGGGUCACAACCAUCCAGAAGUGGAUGUAGAUGCAGAGGUUGAAGUGAAGCGAUACACCAACCAAGCAGAUGCAGAACUGGAGGACCAGCGGCCUGCAACACCCUCCACGCCAGAACAUGACUGUAACCAAGAUGACCAUGACCAGGCAGACUUCCACGGUGGAGCCGACAGCCUGGAUGACGACUCCAGCUCCGACUACAUUAACAACACCUCAGAGGAUGAGGAGGACUAUGAUGACGGACUGGCAGAGGAGGACGAGGGUGUGACUUACUACAUCCGGUACUGCCCAGAGGACGACAGCUACCUGGAAGGUAUGGACUGCAGUAGCCAGGGAGACUGUAACCACAGCCACAGCCGCAGCCAAGCGGACUGCGCCGUCAUCAUGCAGCCGGGUGAAGCCCACACUGAUGAAUGCCAGGAGGCUGUGGAAGGUUGGGCCGAGGAGGGAGAGGGGGAGGGGGAGGGUGAGGUGAGAGAGGAAGAAUGGGUGGAGGACGAGGAGGGAGAAGGCGCAGUGAGGGAAGAGUGGAGAGAAGAAGAGGAGGAGGUGAGAGAAGAGUGGAGAGAGGGAGAUGAGGAGGGGAGGGAGGAGUGGACAGAGGAGGGCCAAGACAGGCAGGAGCAGUGGGCGGGGCGAGAGAGGCACAUGGUGGAGGAGUGGGGUGAGGGAGAAGGGGAGGUUCGCUGUGAGGUGGUGGAGCAAGAUCCGGACGAACAAAUAUACAAUGGACGACCAGAACCCAUCCUGGACCAUCACCACCACCAUCAUCACCACCACCAACCCUCCCUGCAAGACACCCUGCACACUCGACAGGCUGACAGGGAGGAAGAGGAGGAGGCAGAGAGCGAGGAGUACUGCCCUAAUGAGGAAGAAGAUGAGGAAGGUGACGAGGAGGAGAGACAUGGACGGGCCUACACCGGAGACUACUAUGCACCAGAGGACAAUGGGAACUCAGUGCGAGUCUCUCCGUUCCGCGGCCGCAAGGUGCUGGUGGUGGAGGGGGAGACGGGGGAGGAGGCGGAGGAGGACAUUGACCAAAUUGUUGCUGAGAUCAAGAUGAGUAUGAGCAUGGGGAGUCUAAGCAGCGGCACUGACCAAAGCCCAGAGGAACUGGCACAGGACCCUCCAGGCGACUACCCUCACACCAAGCCUGACGCAGCCCCCUACCCCCCAGCUCACCACCGUCACGACAGCAGGCCCAAGUCCCUCAACCUGCCCUCCAUGCACCACAACAACCCUGACCUUCAGAGGGGCAUCAAGGCACAUCCACGCUCCCCUGAAGACAGACAGAGAUGGCAACAGGAGCAGGUGAGCAAUGGUGCAGAGCAACCCAGAAAACAGCAGCGCUCCGACCUCAAUGUCCCCCUGGAGAACAACAAUGUACCAGAGCCAACAAAGAAGGUUGCAUCGUUCCCCAGCUUUGUCGAUGUCCCAGGACCCUGCGAGCCAGAAGACCUGAUUGAUGGAAUUAUCUUUGCUGCUAACUACCUGGGCUCCACUCAGCUGCUGUCUGAGAGGAACCCCUCCAAGAACAUACGCAUGAUGCAGGCCCAGGAGGCUGUCAGCAGGGUCAAGAGGGUACAGAAGGCUGCCAAAAUCAAGAAAAAGGCGAGCGCAGAUGGAGAUGCUCAAACCCUCACCGAGGUUGAUCUGUUCAUCUCCACCCAGAGGAUCAAAGUCCUCAACGCAGACUCACAGGAAACGAUGAUGGACAACGCGCUCCGUACCAUAUCCUACAUCGCUGACAUUGGGAACAUUGUCGUCCUGAUGGCAAGACGCCGGAUGCCGCGCACGGCCUCCCAGGACUGCAUCGAAACUACGCCCGGGGCACCUGAGGCGAAGAAGCAGUACAAGAUGAUAUGCCAUGUCUUUGAGUCUGAGGAUGCCCAGCUUAUCGCUCAGUCCAUUGGCCAGGCAUUCAGUGUGGCUUACCAGGAGUUCCUGAGAGCCAAUGGCAUUAACCCAGAGGACCUGAGCCAAAAGGAGUACAGUGACAUCAUCAACACCCAGGAGAUGUACAACGAUGACCUCAUUCACUUCUCCAACUCUGAAAACUGCAAAGAGCUGCAGCUGGAGAAGAGUAAAGGGGAGAUCCUGGGUGUGGUGAUUGUGGAGUCUGGCUGGGGCUCCAUCCUGCCCACAGUUAUCUUAGCCAACAUGAUGAAUGGCGGGCCAGCGGCACGCUCUGGCAAGCUCAGCAUCGGAGACCAGAUCAUGUCCAUCAACAACACCAGCCUAGUGGGGCUGCCGCUCGCCACCUGUCAGGGAAUCAUCAAGGGCUUAAAGAAUCAGGUCCAGGUGAAAAUGAACAUAGUAAGCUGCCCUCCUGUUACCACAGUCCUCAUCAAGAGACCUGAUCUUAAAUAUCAGCUGGGCUUCAGUGUACAGAACGGCAUUAUAUGCAGUCUGAUGCGAGGAGGCAUCGCUGAGCGAGGAGGAGUUCGUGUGGGCCACAGGAUCAUAGAGAUCAACGGGCAGAGUGUGGUAGCCACAGCACAUGAGAAGAUUGUUCAGGCUCUGUCGAACUCUGUUGGCGAGAUUCACAUGAAGACCAUGCCGGCAGCCAUGUUCAGACUUCUAACAGGACAGGAGACUCCUAUGUACAUAUAAACGAUGGCAGGGAUCGUUCCACAGGACAGGCUGUCAACGGUGAUUGGUCAUCUUUCGGGGCAAACCAAGCUGACCAGUGACCAGGGGAGGGAGUGCUUCUCCCUGAUGAUUCAUUUAACGUUUUGGUUUUUUUUUCUUUGAGCUGAUGACUUCCAUUCUUCAUCAUCUCUUCAUCGUCCGUGCUUAACAUGCAAUGGCCAUUCUAUUGACAUAAGAUGCUUUUCCCAUCUGACCAGCUGAGGAGACGGAAUGUGUUUGGAUACUGUUUGUUAUUUAUUUGUCCUGUUUGUGCUUUUCUGUGUCACUUCAGUAACAUCGUAUGGAUGGACUUAUCGAGUGAAUGCAUCACAAUUUAUUUUUUUAUAUCCAUGUAAUGCAAUAUGAAUCUUCUACUAUACUCUUGUAUAGUUUCAUUUUCUUCUCUGUUUAUUUAUUUCUCAUGUAAAUACAUAUUUUGCUAAUAUUGUGACCGAAGGUGACGGGGGAGGGAGCAGCCACAGCUGCGUUGUAAAUAUUUAUCGAAUCAUGCUGUUGAAUUGAAUGCAAACCAUGAUGAUGGCAAAGACACAAUUAAAUGCCGGAUAUCACAGAAGUUGCCAGCAAAAAAGGGGAAUGAGUUUAGUGUUUAAAAUGUUGGUUUUAAAUAUGCUAAGUUGAUAUAAUGUACAUGUGAAUCAAACCAAUGCCUGCAGCAGGGGUUUAUGGGAGAAACGCCAUAUCCUUUUGAUUUACGUCAUUUUACGGCAAUACACAAGUUCAACCUCUGAAUGGCAAAGACGUCUUUUCUAAAAAUCUCAUGUACAAACACUCACACCUUUAAACAACAAGCAACUCAAUAAAACUAUUAACAUGCAUCAGUUAUGCUUUUGAUAUCAAAGCCACACGUGUGAAAAAUGAAGUUUCUUUUGCGUGCUACUCUACUGAAUGUUCAUCUUUAGUGUUCCUGACUGAAACUCAUGCAUACUACGAGUGGAUUGUGAAUGUAACUGUGUUGUGCGAGCUGUUCCAUUGCCAUAAGCAGUAUUAGAAUGUCUGUACAUAAAGAGAAACUCGUCUAGUAUUGUGCUCAUGUAAAAAAAAAAAAAAAAAAAGACAAAAAAACAUACACACACACACACACAGGUUUAGUCACUGCAAACAUCUUCCCACCUGUAUGUUGGCUUUCAGUCUCAAGAGGGAAAGAGAGAACUGUGAAUCACUCACUGUGACAGAAAAAGCCUUACUGUUGAGUAAUGGUUUUACAAUGCAUUGUAGUAAAAUUUUAACCAUAUGAACAUUAUCUGUGUGCAUGCCUCGUAAAGUAGUAUCAUGUCAUUGUGGCAAGAUAAUAAAAUCUGAGCUAAACCUGG
Messenger RNA from Thunnus maccoyii (southern bluefin tuna), 4817 nucleotides. It is a transcript of the gene apba2b, whose product is annotated as amyloid beta (A4) precursor protein-binding, family A, member 2b. Gene Ontology annotation, molecular function: protein binding; amyloid-beta binding. The transcript has 15 exons. Gene Ontology annotation, biological process: chemical synaptic transmission. The coding region runs from base 622 to 3468 and encodes 948 amino acids. Gene Ontology annotation, cellular component: plasma membrane; dendritic spine; cytoplasm. NCBI's taxonomy places the organism in Eukaryota, Metazoa, Chordata, Actinopteri, Scombriformes, Scombridae. The record is from RefSeq and is a predicted model, not a curated record.